Protopolystoma xenopodis is the source of this 582-nucleotide messenger RNA. Lineage: Eukaryota; Metazoa; Platyhelminthes; Monogenea; Polystomatidea; Polystomatidae. The record is from the annotation of a GenBank genome assembly.
AUGCAUUUUUUAUCUUUUCUCCUUUACUUUAUAAAGGCUGCUCGGAUUGAUGGCUUUCCGGGCGUGAUAACUUCAUUGGGAACACUCAGGAUACGUGGAAACCUAUUUGUUGCCACUUUGAGUCGAAGCCAAGCUGCUGAACUCGUAGCACAGUAUCGAAAGCAGGUGACUGAACUUGUAUCUAGUCUCAAGAAUCUAGCUUCAUCUGAGACUCAAGGAUGUUCCGACCAGCCAUAUUCUUCAGCAGAUGCCUCUACCUCUGCAAAACCGGCUACACUAAUGCCGACACCCGCAACACCACAUAUAGUCUCAAAUGCAAACGCAGUAGCAUUAGCUGGAGCACUUAGUGUAGGUGACGAUGAUGUCAGAGCAAGCAGUGAAGAUGCAGUCAGAAACAAUGCUAUAAGUAAAAGUGCAAGCCUCAGCGAGUCCGGUAUCCUACCACCGGUUUCAGUAACUACGCUAAACUUCGGGCCGGAACAAGCAGCUGUUAUCUUCUCCGGGUCUUUGGCACCUCUGCACAGCAUGGCCAAAUUUGCACCUUGUCGAGUAAUUAUUAUCUAUUUUAUCGCAUUAUUAUAG